AUGUCCAUCGAUAAACAAACAAUUCUACACGAUCUAUAUUUGAAAGAUUCCAUUUAUUCAUCUGCUUAUUCGUCGCCACUCAUGUUUUCACGUGAUUCAUCGAUGGAAACCUUAUCCAGUUUCAAUGUUAACUUCCAUUCACACAAUUCAACAUAUACAUCUGAACACAGCACCAAUCCAUCAGGAAUUUUAUCGCCAAGUGAUAUUCCAGAUUCUCCACCACGUGGUUGUGAUGAUGAUAUUGACAAUGAUCAACAACGAACAUCCUUGCAGCCUUUAAAUAGCACUCGAUCAACUGGAAUCACAGUUAUCGAACGUUUAGAGAAAUGUACGUACGAUGAUAACGAUGUUGACAGUAUACGAAAUUAUGCGACGUCACCACUGAGAGUAUGCUACGAUGGUGAUGGAGACGAUGAUGAUGAUGAUAAUAAUUCGAUUCAUUCAUCACUGAGUUCAUUGACUUUGCCACCACCACCGUCUUCAUCAUCAUCAUCGAAUUUUCACGAUUUGAGAAAUUUGAAACAUAACUUAAGUGUUAUCAAUGAAGAAAGUUUACAUGAACAAAAAGAACGGCAGCGUUCAUCAAUUAACAUGAGCCAUACAACAACAACAACAACAACUGACGAUGACGAUGACGACGACGAUGAUGAAGAUGAAGAUCAAAAUGGUAAACGAUUACUAUUCGAACUUAUUCGACAACGUCUACCCCAUCAUCACAUGUCGUUGACAAGUACAUCAGAUUCUUCGUCGAAAGUUCAUGAUGAUGAUUAUCAAAAUGAUACGAAAGUUGCAUCAUCAUCAAUGAAUGACCAAACAAUGCGCGAAGAUUCUUCGAGUCACGGUUUAUCAUCGCAUGAUAUAACAAUUCCUUCAUCAGCGAUGCAAGAGAGUGGCUACGAUAGUUUAUUACCAAUGGGUUCAGCACCGAAACGCUCGCUUUCGAACGCCUCUUUGUCAACAACACGUUCGAUAACGAUAAAAAAGAAACAUCGAUGUGAUGAAGAGAAUGAUGAUCCAAUGAAUGGUAAUAGUAAUACGGAUAUGACUGAUGAUGAUGACGAACAUUAUGAUAAAAAAGCGGGAGAAGCACUCCUACGCAAUCUGAUUGCUCAAGUUUUACCAUCAUUUAAUCCUCGAUAUUUGAAUAAUGAUGAUGAAGAGGAAGAAGAUACUCGAAGUAAUCCUCGUCGACCUUCGCCAACGAGUCAAACUUAUAGCAGUAGUAAUGCAUCAUCAGUACGCUCAGUCGAGAUCGAAAUAAACAAAAAAAGUGAAAAAAAUCUCUGCAUUCGUUCAAAUAAAAAACCAAUCACAGAUAUUCUUCAACAAGAAAAAAUUCAUUCCAAACGUUCAUGUAUCCAUAAACCCGUACAUCAAACUAAGACAUCAGAAUUACGUCGCCUUCAAUCUCAUGCACGUCGAUAA
Molecule: messenger RNA, 1425 nt
Organism: Adineta ricciae
Lineage: Eukaryota; Metazoa; Rotifera; Eurotatoria; Adinetida; Adinetidae
Source: the annotation of a GenBank genome assembly